Molecule: messenger RNA, 3060 nt
Organism: Kuraishia capsulata CBS 1993
Lineage: Eukaryota; Fungi; Ascomycota; Pichiomycetes; Pichiales; Pichiaceae
Exons: 1
Coding region: 1-3060 (1019 amino acids)
Biological process (GO): double-strand break repair via homologous recombination; double-strand break repair via single-strand annealing, removal of nonhomologous ends; nucleotide-excision repair involved in interstrand cross-link repair
Cellular component (GO): nucleotide-excision repair factor 1 complex
Molecular function (GO): damaged DNA binding; single-stranded DNA endonuclease activity; single-stranded DNA binding
Source: RefSeq, a predicted model, not a curated record
AUGAAACUUUCCACUCCCACCAAAUACCGGGUUUCUGCUAGUUUUUGCGGAGCAAAAAUGUCAGAAGAGCCCCUGUUUAUACCCAAUGAUGAGGAUCAGAUAGACCAUAUUACGGAGAUAGUCAACGGAUCGUACGAUGACUCGGCGGUGGUUCCUGUGGAUCGUAAUGAGGGCUUUGAUGCGGAGCUGUUUGGGGAAGAUGGCAAUAGCGAGAUUCCUGUAACGCGAGAAGAAAAUGACUCUGAAGACGAGGAAAUUGAUCCGACACUUGACCCAAUUGAGGUGUCUCUUUCUGUGCCUUUGAAAUACCAGCAGCGAAUAGUUGAGGAGAUGGUGGCGUCUGAUGCAUUGCUAAUACUAGGACGAGGUCUGGGGUUAGAAACCAUCACAGCAAACAUGCUACACGCUCUCAGCGCUCCAGGUGUUAAAUAUAAGAGUCUUGUUAUUGUCAUUGGUGCCGAGGAAAAAUUCAAGAGGAUAUCGGAAGAGUUGAUGGAGUUGUCGUGGAUUGAUGAUGACCCCAAGUCCAAAGGGCAACGGUUUGUCAAUCUGCACUACUUGACCACUGCUGAAAAACGAAAAGAGUGCUACCAACAGGGAGGGAUUAUGUUUGUGUCAUCCACAGUAUUUGUGGUGGAUAUGGUGAGUGAGGUUAUUGAUGCCAAUCUCAUUACUGGGUUGGUGAUCCUAGGAGCGGAGCGGAUUUCUGAGACGUCGAGGGAAUCCUUCAUUAUUCAUCUUUACCGCGAACGAAACAAAUGGGGCUUUGUGAAGGCCCUAUCCGAUCAGCCUGAACGAUUUCAGGUUGGGUUCAGGCCUCUGUAUACCAAAUUGAAAGAUUUGCGACUAUCCAAGACAAUGCUGUGGCCUCGUUUUCAUGUGGAUGUGAGACUGUCGUUGUCGGAUGCCGUCAGGCACAAGCCCGGGAAAGAGGUGUCAGCUGCAAAUACAGUAACCGAGAUCAAUGUCUCUCUGACGGAGUCCAUGAAACAAAUUCAGAUAGCGCUUAUCGCGUGUGUGAAGGCUAACCUUGAUGAGCUCAAGAGACACAAUCCUCUCGUGAUUUCUGAUUACUGGGACGUCGCAAAUGUUCUAGAUCACGAUUUUGUGUCGUCAAUACGAAGAGCAUUGGAUGCUGUUUGGCACAGAGUUACUCCUACUACUCGACAGGUUAUUCAUGAUAUUGGCGACUUGAAAGACUUGUUGAACAUGCUGCUGGUUCAGGACUCAAUUCAGUUCUACCAGCGUGUUCUCGAUCUCAUUAGGCCUCCGAGUGAAGCAUUAUGGCUUCAUCUGACUGAAGCAACUACAAUUGUCUCGUAUGCGAAAAAGAGGGUUUUAGACACUAUCAAGGACCAGACGACCAAAGCAGUUCAAAAUACAUAUUUAUUGGAGCCAUUACCCAAAUGGGAUCAGUUGAUGAUUAUUCUGGAGGACAUUUCGAUUGCCAGGAGAGCGGAUAGUAACGCCUCAGGGCCUGUUCUGAUUGUAUGCUCCAGUCCAGUGGUAAGCAGUCAGUUGCAGACUCUCAUAAGAUUGAGCCGCGAAGAGUCUGAUGGUACCAAUUCUGCCGGACGCAGAUUGAUGGCCAAACGACUCGUGGAGCAUCUGACUUGGAAAGAAUCCAGAAAGAUGGAGUCCAAGAAAUAUGCUGAAGUGAGACGUCGGCAAGCUCAAAAACAGCCUGAGCCUGAAUUAAUUACAUCCAAGACAUUUAGAAGGGGACAAGUUCCUGAUACGAAAAGAAGAAGGACCAGAGGUGCGUCUGCAGUUGCGGCGGUGGGCAGGCUGCAUGCUGCAUCAAGCAUGGGUACAGACCAAGAAAUGCUGGACGUAGAAAUAGUGGAGAAUCUGGGUAACCACUACCAAGAAGAGAAUGACAUGAGCGAUAGUGGUGAAGAUGACGAAUUAAAAAUUUUGGAAGAAUAUUCUGUCCAAAACGAUGGAACAAGGUUUGUGUAUGACUAUGUUGACCCCAAGAGCGAGGUCAUUGUGGAGACAUUUGACUCCAUCAAGGACGACCUCCUGCAGGAGCUGAUGCCUUCUUACAUUAUAUCAUACGAGCCCCAUCUGUCUUUCAUAAGACAGAUCGAGGUAUACCAGGCUAUGAACCAGGAUUCCCCAGCCAAGACAUUCUUUAUGUACUAUGGAGAUUCCAUAGAGGAGCAGAAACAUCUUGUUGACAUCAAGAAGGAAAAGGAUGCGUUCACCAAGCUGAUUCGCGAGAAAGCAAGUCUGGCAACCCAUUUCAGGACAGACGAGGAUAACGACAAGUUUUCGAUAAAUAAAUCCCAGGUGGUGAAUACCAGAAUAGCAGGAGGCUCGAAUUUCAGAACAUCGCUGGAGGACGCAAGAGUUAUUGUUGACAUGAGAGAGUUCCGGUCAUCUCUCCCAAAUCUGUUAUAUCGUAUUGGAUUGAAGAUUCUUCCCUUGCAGAUAGCUGUUGGAGAUUACGUUAUAUCGCCUAAGAUAUGUCUGGAGAGGAAAUCUAUCCUUGACUUGAUUGGAAGUCUCCAAAGCGGAAGACUGUACUCCCAAUGUGAGCAGAUGUUUCGAUACUACGAAACGCCCGUGUUGCUUAUCGAGUUCGAUGAGGGUAUGUCAUUCUCCUUCGAGCCUUUCAGUGAGUUACGAACACGUCCAGGAAGCAGUGCCAAUCCAAUACGCUCCAAGUUGUCUCAACAGGAUAUCCAGUCUAAGCUUACGAUUCUUCUUGUUGCAUUCCCCAAGCUCAAGAUAAUCUGGUCUUCCUCGCCAUAUCAGACUGCACAGACUAUUUUAGAGCUGAAAGCCUCAUUGGAAGAACCAGACAUGGAGCGGGCCUUGGCUGCUGGACAGGACCAAGUUGCUGAGACGGAUGGCCCUCCGCAAUAUAACGAGUCCGCGAUAGACUUUUUGCAGACAAUUCCAGGGAUCAAUCCUAUUAAUUACAACUUGAUCAUAAAGAAGGUGAAGAACCUAAGGGAGUUUGCUGAGAUGUCAGAGGAAGCUCUAACCCAGAUAAUUGGUGCUGAGGCUGCUCAUAAGGCCUAUUCGUUUCUACGGGAGGAGUUAUUUUGA